AUGGGAAUUCCCUCUCAAUCACGACCUGGCCUCGCUGAGACGGAGGACACGGGAUUUGAAGCACCUACUGGGAAUCUGAGCUCUUUGUUAUAUCAGGCCGCCGAAAAAUACCGCGAUCAUGAAGCGGUCAUUUCACUUCAUCAGUGGGAACUUCCUGGCCAUUCUGACAAGACAACGGAGAUUGUAGAGCCACGGAACCAACAUUUAACAUACGGAGAACUGCACCUCGAGAGCUUGAGAUUGGCUGAAGCACUUUCAUCUCAAGGUGUGACCAGAGGAAGCUCUGUAGUUACAGUGCUCUUCAAUCAAAUCGAAUGGUGCCUGGCGUUCUGGGCGACAAUGCACCUUGGAUGUCGAUUUGUACCUUUGGAUCCGCGCACUGUCGCACAGACGGAAGAAGCUCUCUACCUUCUGUGGCAAGCAAAUGCAGAUGUCCUACUCGUGGCCUCUGGUUCCUUGGCUGCUCAAGUUGAUGAAAUCCUGCAAAAACAACAGAAACGGGACAUCUUGCGAUGUGUUUUAUCCAAAGGCCCAACCGGGCAGCUCCCGGAGGGCUGGCGCAUGAUGAUGGAGGCAAUGCAAAGCUCCCCAGAGAGCACAAAUUGGUGCCCAGGCUCUGCUGUCAGUCCCCAAGAUACUGCAGUGAUACUGUUCAGCAGCGGAACGACGUCACGCCCCAAGGCGUGCGCUCAAACAUCCGUCAAUCUGAGCGCACCGGCGGUCCAGUUGGGGAAAGCCUUCAAAAUGGCCCCAGGACACAAUAUAUGUCAACACCUCCCAAGCUUUCAUAUCUUUGGUAUCGCCUUCAGUCUGGGUGCCUGGCUGGCUGGUGCUACUGUCGUGUUCCCCAGCCCCAGCUUCGAUGCCGCCGCUAGCAUUCGUGCCAUUCAGCAGGGCACGACUGUUCAUGCGCCAUGUGUUCCAAUAAUGGUCCAGGCAAUUGCUGAACAUCCAUCCACGCCCACGACAGGCUUCACGACUUUGGAGUCCAUCACACUGGGCGGUGCGCCAUCCUUUCCUAGAAUUAUUGAAAUAUGCAAAGGCCUGACACCAAAAAGACUUUGCGUUGGGUAUGGACUGACUGAAGGUGUUGUCACAUUGAUGAACUUGAAAAGUAUCAAUGAUUGGGAACUUGGCGGUGCAGGAGACAUUUCCUCAGGUCGGGUGUGUUCCGGGUCCAAAAUCAGGAUUUGCGAACCAGGAAAACGGCUGCCUAUCGAGUGCGGCCAACUUGGUGAGCUUCAUCAAGGAGGUCUACCUGUCUUCAAUGGCUACAUGGGCAUAAAGAGUGAUGCAUGCUAUCAAGAAUGUGGUGUCAACUGGGUAGCAACUGGGGACCAGGCCUAUAUGGAUGAAGAGGGGUAUGUCUAUAUUUUCGGAAGAUACAAAGACAUCAUUAUUCGAGGGGGAGAGAAUAUUUCGCCCGCAAAAAUUGAGAAUUGCCUGUGCAAAGCUGAAGGAGUGAACGCAUAUGUCAUUGGAGUGCCGGAUGAACUUGCCGGCGAAGUCCCCGUUGCUGUGGUCCAGCAAACUGGAACGUCGAUUUUAUCUGGAAACGAGCUCAAAGCGAUGGCACUGUUUGAGCUGACCCCUAGAUUUGCCCCUACCUUGGUGCUCGAUGUUCAAAGAGAUCUUGCCCAAGACACGUUUCCCACCACCACAACUGGAAAAGUGCAAAAGUCGGUCCUUCGAGAAUGGGUGAUGAACUAUCUCGAGUUCACUGAGAAGAUUACCACGGAAGAUGAGCCGUCUCAGCAGACACUUGAGUCACAAGUGGCAUCAAUCUGGGCACAUUGCUCCGGUCAGAAGCCUUCCGACGUUGAUUUCGAUGCCUCAAUCCAUACAAUUGCCGACAGCAUGGUUCUCAUCCAGUUUACGAGUCAGAUCCGGAAAAGACUGCAAAAAAAUAUUAGCAUGACCGACCUUGUGAAGAUCAAUACCGUCACAAAGAUAUCGAACUUCCUUGCACACAAGCCUCUGCUCGCUGAUUGCACAACAAGCCCAAGAGCUCAUCUCCAUCAUGAAGCAGUUGUUUCAAACAUGAAACUUCCCCAGGGACAGAAGGAGGGGAUGGAAUUGACCAAGAGUCAAGCAGCUUUGCAUCUAGCACCGCUGGGCUUCCAGUGGGAUGAUGUGGAGGAUAUGCUUCCAGUUUCCGACUGCAUGAAGUUCAUGACUGAAGGUGGAAGGAAAACCUCUUGGAACCACCGGCACUCUUUGGUAGUCCGAUCUUGCUCAAGUACUGAGGUACUCGCCGUCUUGAGAAUGUGGAUCAAGCGGAAUCCCAUGCUUCGAACGACACACAUCGCCUGCAACAAGGAUUUACAUCUCUACAUCGUCAUGCGUCCAAGUGAUAGGUGGUUAGACAGGCAGAUUGCCACUGGCAGCAGCUUGACGACCAUUCAGGAAAUUACCACCUACCGUUUGAAUGAUUCAACAUACGAUCAUGUCCAGCUCUCUGGCCCUUUGCUCAAAUGCACAGUCUUGCCAAUCAACAAUAGCAACGCUACUGGCGUGGUUUUGCACAUGCAUCACGUCAUGUUCGAUGGAAUGGUGAUGCAUCGAUGGUACCAAGACUUGAACCAAUUGCUUCGGGGUAAGCAUCUGCCAUCUGCUCUGUACUCCUUCCACGAUUUUGCUUUGCUGUACCAAACGUAUCGAGCAAGCAUAGAAGCCGAGCAGGCGGUGGACUUCCAUGUAAGACAGCUACGAGGAUUGGGUUCGAUGCAGAAAAGUUUCUGGCCCAAGCAACGGGCCCCACGAUGGUUUAAAGGCGACGACCAGGACUGGUGCCAUGAGGACGGUUCGGCAUCUCAACCUGGAGAGCGUGUACCUUUAGAUGGUGACCACAGCUGCGGGACCAUGGGCCUCUUUCAUAAGAUUCACUUGCCAUUUAUUCGUGCCUUAAAGUCAAACUGGGAGAUAUCCCCGCCCAUGGUGGCCAAGGCUGCAUGCGCACUCCUCAAUAUUCACAAAACCGGAGCAGAGGAGGCUGUCUUCGUGAGUGAUGAGUCAGGCCGAUCGUGGCCCUCCACUGGAGAUGAUUCUACCUUGGCUCCGCCGACUGCAAGCCCGUUGGACAUUGGUGGCCCAACUUUCCAGAAGACAAUUAAUCGAGUCCGCAUACAACCCGGCGAGACAACAUUGCAGUUCCUAAGGCGCAUGCAAGAGAAGCAGCGAGAUAUUGAUCGCUACUGCCACGCUCCUCUAGGUGCUAUUUGCCGAUCGCUGGAACAAGACACAGUGCACGGGGCUGCAGAUGUGGCUGCAGUCCGUGAUAUUCUUCGGCGUCAACUUUUUGACUGGCUACCCACGCCUCUAUCAAACGAGGAUGUUGGAACAGAAUCCACACCUUCGGCAGAGAUGCUCGAAGUCUUGAGUCGGUCUGAUCUGGGCUUGGUCUGGUUUCCAACGCUUCUCCCUGGUGAUCAGCUUCUCUUAGAAGUCUCAUGGGAUGAUGCUCAAUUGAAAGCAAGUGAAGUAGACCAAUCCAUAGAGGAAUUCUUGUGUGCGAUGGCAUGGAUCUCAAACCCAGCUAACUUUAAUAAACCUGUGACUCAUUGCGAGUUUAAUGGUCACAAGGUUUGGGCGGCUCGUGAGAGAAACUUCCAUCGAUGA
This is a messenger RNA of Penicillium subrubescens, 3618 nucleotides long. Its product is annotated as Nonribosomal peptide synthetases (NRPS). The record is from RefSeq and is a predicted model, not a curated record. The transcript has 2 exons. Lineage: Eukaryota; Fungi; Ascomycota; Eurotiomycetes; Eurotiales; Aspergillaceae. Gene Ontology annotation, molecular function: medium-chain fatty acid-CoA ligase activity. The coding region runs from base 1 to 3618 and encodes 1205 amino acids. Gene Ontology annotation, biological process: fatty acid metabolic process.